AUGGUUCCUCCACAGGAGGAUGGCCGGGGAGAGGGCAUCUGCCCCAUCUGCCAGGAGCUCCUGAAGGACGCUGUGAGCACCGAGUGCAGACACCACUUCUGUCGAGGGUGCCUGGCUUGGCACGUGGUGAAGGCCUCAGCCUCCGGAGUCCUCCGCUGUCCCCUGUGCCGGAAGCCCUGUUCCGAGGGGGUGCUGGGGGCGGGCUACCUCUGCUCCAGCCACCAGAAGAAAGUGUGCUAUUUCUGUGAGGAGAGCAGACUUCUUCUGUGCGGGGAGUGCCUGGUGUCGCCUGAGCACCAGGGGCACCAUGAGCUGGCCAUUGAAGAUGCACUCAGCCACUACAAGGAACGGCUCAGCCGCAGGAGGAGGAGACUCCGAAGAGACCUGAGGGCGCUCUGCCGGCUCAGAGCGCAGGAAGAGGAGAAGCUGUGGGCAGUGCAGGCCCAGGUAGGCUGUGGGACCUGCAGGCUGGAGGCUGAGCUGGAGAGCCAGCCACAGAGCAGGAGGGAGCAGGAUGCCCCCCUCAAGCAGUGGCCAGACCUGCUGGAGGACACGCCGGCCCCGGGUGCCAGAAUCCUGGACGUGUCGCGGGCCACAGCGCAGCUCCGCAGCCUGGUCGCCGCUCUGGACAAGACCACCAAGGGACUGGGCAUGGACACGCUGAAGGAGGCCAGAGACUUACUGGACAGGAGCACACCACAGAAAUUAGAGGCUGUGUACCCCCAGCUGGAGAAAAGAAUCCAGCCGUGCCUUCUGCCAUCCUCAGCGGCUCCGACCUGCCCAUUCCCGGGCCACCUUGCCUCAGACUCGCCUUCACCUCCUGGCUCUCCCUCUCCCAGCCCAUCCAGCCCCCCACGAGGACAGGAACGCCCAGACGCCCGGGGGGGCCCACACGCCUGCACGGGACCCCCGCUCCCGCUCUGUAUUUCCGUGACCCCCUUUCCCGACUCCUCGGACACCGAACCUGCUUGGCUGAUGAAGGGUAAAGGCCGGCAUGGGGACCAGCAGGCGGCCCCUCCGACCAGCAACAGCCUCCAGCCCCCAGCCCCCAGGCAGCAGGGCCCUCAGUCCUGUUGCUGCAAGAACGCUCAUCCCUGCAGCCCCAGAGCCUCGUCAAUGCUGCUGCAGGUCACCCAGCACGCCCUGCCGUCUCUGCCCCUGCAGUGGAGCUCUCUGAGCCUCAUCCCUUCCCACCCUCCCGCGCUCGAGCUCAGACGGAAGCCCUCCCUGCUGCUGGGCCCCUUGCCCUGA
Callorhinus ursinus (northern fur seal) is the source of this 1251-nucleotide messenger RNA. NCBI's taxonomy places the organism in Eukaryota, Metazoa, Chordata, Mammalia, Carnivora, Otariidae. The record is from RefSeq and is a predicted model, not a curated record.